Messenger RNA from Helicoverpa zea (corn earworm), 1853 nucleotides. RefSeq names its product charged multivesicular body protein 3 (gene Vps24). Lineage: Eukaryota; Metazoa; Arthropoda; Insecta; Lepidoptera; Noctuidae. Gene Ontology annotation, biological process: protein transport; endosome transport via multivesicular body sorting pathway; late endosome to vacuole transport. The record is from RefSeq and is a predicted model, not a curated record. The transcript is spliced from 7 exons. Gene Ontology annotation, cellular component: ESCRT III complex; multivesicular body. Bases 113 to 772 code for a protein of 219 amino acids.
UAUAACGGAACGUUAAACUGAUGAAGUCAUCCCUUGUCAAAAUUUGUGAUAAUUUAUGUCAACAAAACAAAUUUGUUUCUAAAAUUACAAAGAAUUCAUUUAAUUGUACGAAAUGGGUCUUUUUGGGAAAUCUCCGGAGAGAAAUCCAAAAGAAAUGGUGAACGAGUGGUCUCACAAACUACGGAAGGAGGGAUAUAAUUUAGAUAGACAAAUAAGAAGUAUACAAAGAGAAGAAGAUAAAAUCAAAAGAUCUCUAAAAGAAGCCGCAGCUAAGAGUGAUAAGCAAGUGUGCACGAUACUGGCUAAGGAGAUCAUCAGGUCUAGGAAGGCAAUCAGUAAAAUCUACACCAGUAAGGCGCAUCUUAACUCUGUUCAGAUGCAAAUGAAAAAUCAAUUAGCCACAUUACGAGUUGCUGGGUCUUUGCAGAAGUCCACUGAGGUGAUGCAAGCAAUGCAGGCACUAGUCCGCCUGCCGGAAGUUGCCGCCACGAUGCAGGAGCUUAGCAAAGAGAUGAUGAAAGCUGGCAUCAUCGAGGAGAUGUUGGAUGAGACCAUGUCCAGCAUGGAAGAUGAAGAAGAAAUGGAGGAGGCGGCGCAGAGUGAGGUUGAUAAGGUGCUAUGGGAGCUAACGCAAGGCAAGCUGGGCGAAGCUCCCGCCCCUCCCACAGCCGUCGCCGCGCCCUCCACAAGCAAGGAGGAGGAGGACGUCCCCGAGCCCACCGAGAGCGAACUGGAUGAGAUGCAGUCACGCCUGCAAGCGCUGCGCUCUUAGUACAAAUGUAAAUCCACCGAUUGUCGGAGAUCAGAUAUAGGAAGGCUACCUCAAGCCAUGGCGGAGUUGACAAAUGCCUUAAGAACAAUGUAAAUAUCGUUGUUGUAUGUAUAUGUAAUUAAGUUUGUACGCCGUACGAGAGAUUUACAACUAAUUCAUAGUUAUUAUUAUUGUUUUAAUAGCGCUAUUUGUAUAACUGAGAUCGAAUAAACUUUUUUGGAAGAUGUUGAUUGUUAUGCAGUUGCAUUGAUCAGGGGUAAACAAUGCUAGGUUUUUUUGAGUUUUGGGUACUAAAUUUGUAUUCAGGAAUAUGCGUUAGAUGUAUGUCAUAGUAGAAACCGUUUAGUUUAUAAUUGCACUGAAAGGUUUUUGGGCUUUUUACAUCGAGAAAGUCACCUUCAGAUGAAAAAUCUUACCAUAGCUAUUCAUUUAUGAAUGAUUGAUAGCAAUGACAGAGCUAAUUUUUUUCAGUUAUUCUUUUGAAUUCAAAAAUCAUCUCGUUUUGGCCUUCACGCAAUAUAAAAUUUUUAGUAGAUAUUGUGUUCAAUAAAUUGUUGUCUCUUUGCACAUGUAUUGUAGUAAUAAACAUUUUCUAUUUAUUUACUACAAAUACACUGUUGUCAGUUUAUAGGUAAUGUAACGCGGAUAUAUGUAACUUUUAUUACUGGCUAAAAUCAAAAACGCCUAGGAGCCUACUAGUAUGUAUCAUUUUGCACAAUUGUAAUUUCAAGCAACUAAAAUUACUGACCAAUAAUUAUGUGAUUUCAAAUUUAAAACGCCGGAAGACGCUGGAUGCAGGUCGCCUCCAACAGGUAUCUGUGGAGAUCCAAGGGGGAGGCCUAUGUUCAGCAGUGGACGUCCUAUGGCUGAGAUGAUGAUGAAAUUUAAAACGACUAUGACCAUAGUUAUUCGAUAUGAAACGAUUUCGUACAUUGAAUGCGUGCAUUAGCGUUAUAAGUUCAGUUGUGAUAUACUUAUAAUUUUAUAGCUUUUAUAACGCUAGAGUAUUGUAUAGUGAGCGAGAGCUUCCGAAAUGUUUUUAUGUCUACUUCAGUUAUUGAAUAAAAUGCACUAACUAUUA